AAUAAAGAUCCGGAUCAGGGAGCCGACUCCUCGCAGUGCAGGGCCGGUGUGUGUGGUUGUGUGUAGUGUGGAGUGUUGGUGUGUGUGGUGUGUUUAGGUGGUUUGUGGUGUGUGUAUGUGUGUGUGUGGAUGCUGCUGGUGGACUCCGAGCUCUUCUCAGGAUAAGAUGUGUUCGGUUCUCCUGCUGUGUGUUGUGUGGAUUAGCGCGGUGUGUUCUGCUCCAGAACCCGGACAGUGGAGCAUUACAGCCGUCAAUACAUCAAGACCUUUGUUAAUAAAAAAGUCCAUGUAUAAGAACACAGACAUCCAGCUGAAAGUCUCAUCCUUUAACUGCCCAGCUGAGGUCUCGUUUAUUAUUCGGUGGUAUUUAAAGUUCUACCCCUGUCACAAUGAGUUCAGUAACAUUGAGGAAAUGUAUGAGAGGACACCACUGAGUAGAGGAGAGGGUUUAGACCCCAAUCCUCUUGCACCAGGAGAGUACAUCGAACACAAGUACAGAACGCUAACCUGCAACAACGCCAUCCAGGUGUUCCCCAUGCUAAACAAAUCCCAAGCAGAACCAAGAACAGUGGAACCACAACAGCAGGAUUUUCAUGAUGCCAAUUACACCAGGUGGCUUACAGCAGAAGUUGCUGCUAAUCCAGAUAAAAAGGAUCACGUCAUCACUAGUACAUGGAGAGACGGACCGUAUCUGCUCGUGGUAUCGAUCACGCCCGACAAAAAGGAUUUCAACUGGAAUUUAACCUUCACUGUGAUAAUGAAAGGAGCACAUGGGUUUAUUUCAGUCACAGAAUGGCCUCUGAUGAUCUUCUACAUGGUGAUGUGCAUCGUGUACAUCCUGUAUGCUUUGCUCUGGUUCAUCUGGGCUGCGUGCUACUGGAAAGACCUGCUGCGGAUCCAGUUCUGGAUAGCUGGUGUGAUCUUUCUGGGCAUGAUCGAGAUGGCGGUCUUCUGUGCAGAGUACGAGAACACGAAUGCUGUUGGCUCAGCAUCUAAAGGCUUGCUGGUUUUUGCUGAGCUUGUGUCAGCUCUGAAGAGAACCCUCGCUCGACUCUUGGUCAUCAUCGUCAGUCUGGGUUAUGGUAUAGUCAAGCCUCGCUUGGGGAUCGUCAUGCACAGAGUCGUGGGGCUUGGUGUUCUCUACUUUGCCUUUGCUGCCAUUGAGGGUAUACUGAGGAUUACUGGGGCUAAAGAUUCUGACCUGGCCUUGCUGGCCAACAUUCCCCUGGCACUGCUUGACUCCUCUCUCUGUUGGUGGAUAUUUGUAAGUCUUGCACAAACCAUAAAAACGUUGAAACUCAGGAGGAACCCAGUGAAGUUGUCGUUGUACAGACACUUCACCAACACCCUCAUCUUCGCUGUAAUCGCCUCGGUCAUUUUCAUGGUGUGGACCACGAAGAAGUUCCGGUUAGCAGACUGUCAGGCUGAUUGGAUGGAGCUGUGGGUAGAUGAUGCCUUCUGGAGGUUUCUGUUCUCCAUCAUUCUGUUAGUGAUCAUGUUUCUCUGGAGACCUUCUGCAAACAACCAAAGAUACGCCUUCACACCUUUAAUCGACGAUUCCGAUGAUGAAGAGAUUGAAGAGUUUUUGGUGUCUGCAAAUAUCGCUGACGGCAUAAAAUUGAGAGCUGCUAAACCUGAGACUAACGGAACAACCAAACCUCCUGCUUCUAGUGCGGAUGAAGAUUUGAAAUGGGUGGAAGAUAACAUUCCUUCCUCGUUAACAGAUGUUGCUCUGCCUGUUCUCCUCGACUCUGAUGAGGAAAUCAUGACCACAAAAUACGAGAUGUCAAAGAUGCAGUGAAAGCACAAAUUCUCAGCCGUCACCGGAGACCAACAGCUCUGCAUCUGCUGCUCCUAAAACCCGAUCUAGAUCUUUAGCAGUGAGACGAGGGUGAACACCAGACAGGAGACGUGGACUGGUGAAGAGAAGAGGAGAUCUGCGUCCAGUCACUGGAGUUCUGCGGCUCAUUAGCCGUGGUCUUGUGUGUAAACCUUUUCUAUCUAAUGUGAAAGAUUUUCUCCUGAAAACAACCACAACAAAAGUACAGAAACUCAUUCACUCAUUUUAUUUUCAUUCCUUUUAACGGACAAGUCACAUUCACACGUUUUAUCAAAUCCAAGCAGAUCAUCUUUAUUUCUCACUGCUAGUGUCGUCCCGUCCCGUCCGCCACCCCCCGAGACCCCCCCGACUUCCUCAUUAAUAUAUUCUUUAUUAUUUAUGUGGUGCUGCGUCAUUUCACUACUGAAACUACAGGGUGGAGCAGAAGAAAGUUAAACAGCGUUCUGACUGAUUCUAAUCCAGAACUUUAUUCUGCAGUCUGUAGCUGUUCAUGCUGAAGCGAGCGAAUCGCAAGAACACGAGGCAGAAUCUCACAUGGAAGAGCGAUAUAUCAUUCAGAUUUCCUCCGCUGCCUGGGGCACUUUUACUUUCUUUAAAAACGGCAUUGUUUUUGUUUUGUAGGGUCUUUUUUUUAUUUGUAAUCACAAGUUUCAGAAACACUAUGAAUGAGCAGUUGGUUGAAUGAUUAAUAAUAAUAAUAAUAAAAAUAAUAAUAAUAAUAAUCCUGAAGGGUUUGUAGAACCACACUUUUCUGCAGUGCACAGAACCGACGGCUCUAAAGUACAGAGGGGUCGAAUCCGCGUCGUCCAGUAGUGCGAUCACUUUCUUUUCUCUGACAAAAUGCUUCUUUUUAUUUAUUUUUUGCAUUAAAGUGAUUUUUUGCCACACGAACGCAGUGGUUUAACUGAUUCUGUGCAACAUUUUGACUUUUUUCUUGAUUGAGACCUCGAGGAUUUUUGUCUUUUUCACUCUGCUGUAGAUCAGAUUUGUCCUUUUCAGAAUCAUUUCAUGUGUUAUGUCUGUUUUCAUUCUGCAUGUUUCCAGUUUAUGAUGGUUUUUGCUUUAAAUGUAAAUAAAGAUUCUUUAUUUAUG
Silurus meridionalis is the source of this 2932-nucleotide messenger RNA. RefSeq names its product transmembrane protein 87B (gene tmem87b). The record is from RefSeq and is a predicted model, not a curated record. NCBI's taxonomy places the organism in Eukaryota, Metazoa, Chordata, Actinopteri, Siluriformes, Siluridae. Gene Ontology annotation, cellular component: Golgi apparatus; membrane. The transcript has 20 exons. Gene Ontology annotation, biological process: retrograde transport, endosome to Golgi. Bases 116 to 1801 code for a protein of 561 amino acids.